This is a messenger RNA of Nanorana parkeri, 1086 nucleotides long. RefSeq lists its product as uncharacterized. The record is from RefSeq and is a predicted model, not a curated record. Gene Ontology annotation, molecular function: transcription corepressor activity; ubiquitin-like protein ligase binding. Bases 1 to 1086 code for a protein of 361 amino acids. Lineage: Eukaryota; Metazoa; Chordata; Amphibia; Anura; Dicroglossidae. Gene Ontology annotation, biological process: positive regulation of type II interferon-mediated signaling pathway; negative regulation of gene expression. Gene Ontology annotation, cellular component: cytoplasm; nucleus. The transcript is spliced from 5 exons.
AUGUUGGAGACGGCGCUGGACUUUGCCAGAGGACAGCAGAAGCAGCUGGACGUGUAUUUUGUCAUUCACCCCAAAGACAGCGCCACCUACCAGGCUUUUCAGGAUCAGUUCAAGUUCAGUCGUGCCGCCACUAAGACUGCGACCACCUCGGAGCGGAGAGAUCCCAGACCUGAUGUCCAUGGUAAGUCCUCUGAGUUCACUGAUUCAGAAAUCCCAUGUCUGAUCAUCAAUGGAACAAGCAAUGAAGGUGUAGAGGAAGCCGAGGCCUGGAUGAAGAACGUUCUCCAAUCUCAACCCGUCUCCAUACAAAAUAACCUUGUCCUUCUGUUUGGGAAGGAGGAACACGAUCUCCUCUCAUCUUCCAAUUUCCAAGAUGUCUCCAUCGAGGAGAAGCUGAGUAACGGGACAUCAGUUCUGAAGGUCGAUGGUCUCCCCCAGGACAAGGUCAGAGCCGUCAUACAGGUGGAGCGACUCCUCUUAGAUGUACAGGAGAAGCAUGCUGUGACCUUGGAGGAGGAGCUGCUGGAGGCGGCUGUGGUUUGGUUCUAUAGAAAUAAGAGUGGAGUUCGGAGAUAUCCAACCAAAGCCAACCGAGAGCUGGAGAAAGCCUUUGUGACCCAAAGUGACCUCACACUGACAUCAGAACCCCAUCAUGUGAUCUGUAUGAAGGACCUCACAGCAAAGGGGAAGGAUGGAACGUUUCAGCUGCAGAGACAGACCAUCACUGACAGUUCCAAGAAUGGCCAGAAGAGGCGCCGUCCUGAAGAUUCACUCUCGCAUGUUCUUCUGGUGGAUCCCAACAGUCAGGAAUUCCAGGACCACGCUGAUAAAUUUGGGAGAGAAAAACUUACUCUGGUCAAGGCGGAGGUUCUGAGUGACAGCUCUUCAGACAGUAGAGACGCACCAGUUCUGGUUCCUAAGAAGCCAUCGCACCGAUCCAAACCGGACAACAUUUUGGAUUUGAGUGACAGUUUGGUAAAUUCCACCUUAUUCCCGUCCAUUAACGUCAUACCAAACAGUUUCCGAGCCAAUCCUCGGUGUCUGUUCACCUGCAGACGGCAAGGAGUAAAUUCUUCCCGUAUCUAA